AUGGUCAAAUGUGUGAAAGGCUACGAAUGUGUGAGCCCGAGACUUCUCUGGAUGCGACUUAAGGUGGGAUUAAGGAAGUUGUUUGUUCUGGGUGUUUACGCCCCAGACAUGUCUAAAAACAUAUCAAUCCGGGAGGAGUUUUGGGAGUCUGUAAGGGAGACGCUAAUGAUUUGUGAGGAUAAUGAGUAUGUCAUUAUGUUAGGUGAUUUUAAUGGAAGAGUUGGAGUGAAAAGGACUGGUUAUGAAAGUGUGCUAGGAACGUUCGGUGAUGUAAGUGUGAAUGAGAACGGUGAAAGCCUUCUCGAACGUAUAAGAGUAGAGAGACUAAGAGAUGAGUGUGUGAAAGAAAAGUAUCUUAGUAAUCUAAAAGAAAAAAAUAGCGACAUGAGUGCGGAAAAUAUGGAAGAAUGGGAUUUUGAAUAUGUGUGGGAUCGAAUGAAAAGAGGGUUAGUUGAUGCGGCUACCGAAGUAUGUGGCAUAAGCAAGAAGAAGAAUGACAGGAAAGGAAAUACUUACUGGUGGGAUGAUGAAGUACGAAUGAUUGUGGAUGCUAAGAAGAAAGCAUGGCUGGAUAUUCUAGCUGCCAAAGCUAGUAAUUGUAUGAGUGAUGAGAUUGAGGGAAAAGAAUCUUUGUUUCGUAAUUUGAAGAAGAGUGUGAAAGAUAUUGUUAAAAGGAAAAAGCAGGAAAGAAAGGAGAUGAAUGAUAAAAGAUUCUCUGAUAACUUUCGGGCCAAUGUAAAAAUGUUCUGGAAAUUUGUCAGAACUGCCCGAGGGAAAUCAGAGGAAUCGAAGAUGAAUGUAGUGCGAGAUGAGGAUGGAUGUAUUUUAAACGACGAAACAUUGGUUCUGAAGAGAUGGAAGGAAUAUUUUGAUGUUUCUGAGGAGGCGUCGGUGUCAAGUACAUCCGAUCCUUCUCAGGACAAGGAUUCAGAAAGCGAGAUCAGUAUGGAUGAAAUCAUGAAAGCGAUGAAAAGUAUGAAAGUAGGUAAGGCUGCUGGGUAUGAUAGAAUUACAAUGGAAAUGCUGAGGGCUGGGGAAGGGCUAGUAGCAAGCCUGCUGUGGCUUUUCUUUAAAAUAUGUUGCAGACGAGGUCAAGUACCAGGUGACUGGUGCGGAGCCGUUAUUGUCACACUAUACAAGGGAAAGGGCUCACAGCAGGAUUGCAGAAACUACCGCGGAAUCAGUCUCCUCAGCAUUGUCGGUAAACUCUAUGCUAAAGUGUUGAUUGAAAGAGUUAUGAAAGAAACUUAA
This is a messenger RNA of Plutella xylostella (diamondback moth), 1251 nucleotides long. RefSeq lists its product as uncharacterized. Lineage: Eukaryota; Metazoa; Arthropoda; Insecta; Lepidoptera; Plutellidae. The record is from RefSeq and is a predicted model, not a curated record.